Messenger RNA from Plasmodium vivax (malaria parasite P. vivax), 5277 nucleotides. RefSeq lists its product as hypothetical. The record is from RefSeq and is a predicted model, not a curated record. The transcript is spliced from 3 exons. NCBI's taxonomy places the organism in Eukaryota, Apicomplexa, Aconoidasida, Haemosporida, Plasmodiidae. Bases 1 to 5277 code for a protein of 1758 amino acids.
AUGGAGGCGGCGGGGGGCAUCCUGGAGAAGAGCAGGGAGCUGAGCGAAAUUUUGAUGAAGUCAUUUAAAAACGAAGUGGGGAGCGUGACGUACCUGAACGAGUGCAGAAAUAGGGACUGCUCGGAAUUCUACGGGGCGUUUUACCUGGUGUAUUCGGACCUGAUCGAGAAGGACAAGUCGUUGAGCGUUUUUAAGGAGCACCUGGUGUUCCUCUCCUUUUGUUACAUGAACAAGUUGUUGGCCAAGCAUUAUCAUGUGUACCCCCAGGAGAGUAAAGUGAGCAUCCGAAACAGUUUUAUUAAUAUCCUGUUCAGUCUGCCAAUCAAUUUGCAUCACGAGCUGGAUGGGACUACCCUCCACAUGAAGGAGAAGUCAGUCGAAGCAGUGAAGAAGAGAUUCGCGGAGGUUUUUCUGAACCCUUGUAACAUGUUGAUGGGGAAUUACCUGAACGAGAGGGACAGCUACGUCAUCCGCUUUUAUAUAAAUUCCACGAAGAAUAAGUUCGCCCAGAUUUUUAGCGUCCUCUGCCUGCACAACGAGUACUUUUACUUUAGGUACUUAUUUAACUUCCUCCUCUUCUUCGUGCGGGAGUUCCUGACGCGGCGCUUGGCCUCGCAGGGGGGCGGAAGCGGCGCCAGCGGUAUCGAUGGCGGAAGUGGCGAAAGCGGUAUAGAUAACCGCUCCGCCGAUGGCGGGUACUUCGCCACCGUGGUGCACAUCUGCCUGAGCUUCCUGCGGGAGGUGUUCUACACCAUCAGCAACGAGAGCAGCAGCAACGUGCAGAGCAAGCAGCAGCUGAACGUGUUCAGGGGGCUCAUCAUAAACGAGGCGAGCGAGCUGUUUGAGUUCCUCUCCAUUUGUUUUUACAACAGCUUGAGCGGCAGGAACCGGGCGGAGUUCGAGCUGCUCAUCGAGUGCGUCAAGGAGCUGUCCUUCUUCUUCCCCGCGCACCUGUUCGUCAACCGCCGGGGGGGCAGCAGCUCCCCCCUCAAGUUCCUCCUGAACUUGCUCUUCGUGCGCUUCGCGGGGAGCGGCGUGAUAAGCGGCGGCUUGAGUGGCGGCUUCAGCGGGGGUAGGGGGGAGGCCCCCCUUGCGCUGAACCAGUUCGACGCGCUGUACAACGGGUACCUCUCGGCGAGCGAACUGGGCUGCCUGUCGCCCGGCGUGCGGGCCUUCCUGGCGGAGCUCGAGCUGGAGGAGCACCUCCUGCUCAUCUUCCUCAACGUCAUCGAGUACAUCACUAAGAUCAACAGCAAGACGUUUGUCCAGCUGGACGAAAGGGAAUUGAUGCAAUUUCUGGAGAGCUACUUUAACAUAAAUCUGAACCUCUUCGACGUGGCUAGCUACUCCUAUCAGAACUUGUACAUUAGGAUGAUCCUCAACCUCUCCUCCAUCCCCAUUUCAAAUUACCUGCACGAGAAGGAAAAUAAGAAAAAAUGCCUGCACAUGUACAUACUAAAUGUGUUCAAAAAUGUGUACCACCCAGAUGUGAAGAUUCUAGCCAAUGUGCUAGCCAUUUGCAAAAAUGUGUUCGAUCAUAAUAGGGAGCUGAUAUACAUAAGGAACAGGGAGAGUGAAGUGGCUAGUCAGCACUAUAACAUCCAUAGGCUCGAGAGAGACAACCUGCUGGACCAAAAUAAUGAAAAGCUGUUUAACCCCGGUGCACAGCUAGUCGUCCACGUGGAGGACCUGAAGAAGCUCUUCAUGCUCAUGUUCAUUCGGUUUAUGCGGAUCCCUUUGUACACUGAUCGGGGCCGUCUUAACAAAAGAAUGAUGAUGAGCUUCGUUAGGAACUUUAUUAGUGAAUACAAUGAGGAGUGGUUUGAGGCGUACUUCCGCUACGUUCGGGAGGACUCUAUGGGUGGGGAGGAUGCAGAUGAUGGUCCCACCACUUCCAACCAACCAGGUCGCAGUGACAAUACGAAGAAUAUAUUGAAGCAUAAAAUUUUUGCCUUAUCCCGUGUGCUGGUGGGACUUAACCAUGAGGUGUUCUCCCUCAUGGUGGGGGUCUUUUGCGAGUUUUUUAAAUUUUAUAAAAAUAUUGCAGUGGAAAAUUUGUGCAACGAAUCGCUGAAGGUGAAGGACUACUUCGUGUACGUGCUGCUUCGCGUGUACUGCGAGUUGCUGGUUUUUUUUGUGCAGACGCUGAAGGAGUGCAAGUCGUUGGUGACUGGGGGGGACGCGGAGGUGAACGAGGAGGUCAUCUCCUUUCAGCUGCUGCCUUCCGGGGAGAAGGAGGCCUACUUGCAGGGAAUCACGCAUUUGAGGGACUCCCUCUCGAAGCGCCUCCUCGGGAAGGGUGGCAGUGAAGCGGCGGGGGUGGAGAUGGAGCGGCAGAUGGGGCAGGUACCCACCUGGGGGCGGGGCGACCGGGGGGAUGACUCCGUGGAGGAGCUCAAGAAGCGAAAGGAGAAGAUCGAGCUGCAGAUGCACAUAAUCAGUUGCAUCCAGAAGUACGGGGGGUCGCCCUACUACGAAAUUAGCCCCGAGUGCAUCAACAGCUUGCUGGGCUGCCACCGGCAGAUUUUAGAUGGGGACUUCGUCGGCAUGUGCAAGGUGUCGCCCGGCUUCCUGCUCUUCGAGGUGCGGCGGCUGCAGUUCCUCUCCGAGAGCACCUACCUGCUGCACUACAACAAGCAGUGCGCCUUUUACAUGAUGGAGAGCCUGCUGCGGAGCAUCGUGCAGGGGGGAGCGGGGUUAGCGGCCCCAUCGGGGUUAGCGGCCCCAUCGGGGUUAGCGGCCCCAUCGGGGUUAGCGGUCUCAUCGGGGUUAGCGGCCUCAUCAGGGUUAGCGGCCUCAUCAGGGUUAGCGGCCUCAUCAGGGAUGGCAGCUCACCCCGCUCACCCCGCCGACGCCAACACCUCCGUGGAGCUAAAGAAAAACUACUUCGCCAUCUUCACCGCCAUCAUCUCCAAUCUGAAGCACCUGGUGACGAACGAAAUGCUGGAGAAGAUGCUAAACACCUUCCUGGAAUUCAAGUCGAGCACCGCUGUCUUCAAGUGCAACAGGGAGCUGUGCGUGUUUCUGCUGACCCUCAUUUCGGUGCUGAAGGUCGAUGAAGUGAAUGGCAAGGUGAUCCCCUCCUACUUGAGGCUCGUCCUGGAGGAGCCGUUUGCUUUCCUCGCCGAUUUUGCAAAGAGCGCGCCGUCCUUCGAGAGCCUCUACGAGCUUUUGUUCGGGGAGGGCAGGAAGGCCGAGGUCGGCCACACGCUCCUCGACGUGCUCAAGGUGGCCCAGACGUACUUCUCCGUCUUUCCCUUCGCGAAGAUGGGGGGGCUGUUUAGCAAAAUUAGCGGCGUUAGCGAAGGUAGCGAAGGUAGCGGCGUUGGGGGGUUUGGCGGCGCUGGCGGGGCGAUGCUGCAGAUCAGCCUGGAGCUGUUCGCGCGGGUGAUGCACGUGUACCCGGGGAUGAACGAGAUGCUGAGGAGCUGCCGGUCGUUCGAGGCGCACCCCCUGCUGUGCGCGGAGGUGAGUUACUUCCACCUGAGCGGGCGGGAGCGCGAAAUCGCGGGUGCGUGCUCGCGCGCGGGCAGAGAGGGGAGAAGCGGUAUGGGCCGCGUUGGCGGCCCUGGGGGCAGCAGCGGGGUUGGGGGGGCACCCCCCAUGAGGGGGAGCUGCAGGAGGUCCGGCCUGACGAUGAAGUCCCUGCACGAAAACGUGUGCGGCGUGGUGAAGCGGUUCAUCGGGGAGGGCUACCUCUGCGUAUACAACGAGACGGAGAAGCUGUUCCUGGAGGUGCUGGCGCCCGCGUUCGACUACGGCCCCUACCACUUCAUGGCUCAGAACGUGCAGCAGGUGUACCUCUGUCUCAGCGAGAAGCUGCGGCAGCAGUUGGGGGAGCGAACGGUGAAAGAGUUGGAGGCCAACUGGUGCGAAAGGAUCUUCUCCCAGUAUGUGCUGAAGCACUACAGCUAUUUCAAGGCCAAUUUCGAGCACAUCCAGAUGGUUAAUGAGCAGCUAAACAGACAGAAGGAUAUGCACGAUGAUGAAUAUGUCAUGUAUGGCGACCUACUCUACCAUAAUAAGCACUACAUAUUUACGUUUUUAAAAACGUGCAAAAAUGCUUUUACAGUUCCAAACGAAUUUAAGAAUAACCCGGAGGGGAGAUCCUUCUUUGGUCGCUUCUAUCGAGAUGAUAAGAAUGAAACGCUGAACACGUUGCUCAUAACUUUGGAGUUACUUCUGCACAGCUACGACUGUAACAUUGUGAAGAGGUCCUUAAGUUUAUUUUUAGAUCUUUCAGAUUCGAUUUUGUUGCUUCCUUUUGAGUCUUCCCAUUUCGUAAUCUACCUGGGGAUGCUCAAAAUCGUUUUGAGAUCCUUCCUACUGUUUAACCCGCCCAUCCUGACGCUGCAGCAGAGGGGCAGGGACCAUGGGGGGGAGGCACUCACCAAUGCUGCUACCCUGUUUAAGAGAUAUCAAGAGGGUGGUGCAGGGGGGGAAGGAGACCCCCAUGGAGAGUUUAAUAAUGACUCCGUGGAAGUAUACACGGGAGAAAUGAACCUCUUUGUGAGGAACGACCCUCAAGAAUUAACAUCCUAUUUGCAUGUGAUCCCCUCGGCCUUCAUCAAGAUUUGCAAAAAUUAUUUCUCCUUGCAAGCUAAGGUGUACCGACUGAAGGAGAGUGCGGGCACCUCCUUGGAGGAGCUGCUUCAGUUGGACAGUGUAAAGCACUUUCUCUUUCUGUUGGAGGACUUGGGGGGCGGCUCCUCCUCCUCCUUGGACGUCCGCGCCAUCGUCGCGGACUUGUUCCGGCAGAACGCCUGCGACUAUUUGCGCGGCGCGCUCAUGUCCCCGGUGCCGCGGGCUGCACGUCAGCUCCUGUGGUUGCUCCUGUGGCUGCUAGUUUGGGUGUUGACAGGGAAGGGCCCCUGCGUUCGCAGCUUCACCUUGCAGAGGGGUCUCCAAGGGUCAGUUCACCCCUGGGGAGGGAGGAAGAAGGGCCCAACCCCCAGGGUGGGCAGGGCGCUGCAGAGGCCGGUCACCGCGUUGAGGUCCACGGAGGAACUCGACGAUUAUAAAUACUUUACGGAUGAUGAGUAUAUCCCGCCGCUGCCCCCCGUGGAGACGUGGGAGGAGCUGCUGAUGAAGGAGGAAAUCCGAAACCGGGCGGAGGACGAGCAGCGGGGCGCGGACGACUACACGCUCACGCACGAGAGCAGGCAGAAGGUCCUGGACAUCAUGCGGCAGACGCGGCUAAUCAACCACUGCAAUUACGAGGCGCAGCGGAACCGGCAGAAGAACGUUCUGUACUUCGUGACGCCCAAGCAGGGUUAG